AAAUCCUUUCCUUAACCUUCACGCCUCCAUUACUCGUCUCUCUCUCUCUCUCUCAUAAAAACUUCUGUUUUUCCUUUCAUUUUUCUAUCCAUGCAUUAAAAGUGUUCCAGUCUCUCACAGUCUCUCUUUAAAACCCCUUCGUUUCACUCCCCAAAACACAGAAUACCCCCCACUAUUCCAUCUUCAAGUUCUCACUUUUUUCUUCUCUGAGAAAAAACAGAGGAAGUGGGAGAAGGAGGGAUUAAUUUUCUAUAUACUUUUUUAUUUUAUUUUUCUUUAACGUUUCUUUAACCUGUAUUUUGGUUUCUUGGGAUUUUAUAAAAGAUGGGCUCAUGUAAAGAACAACACUCGAAGUGUGUUUGGGUUCAAGGACCGAUUCUGGUUGGAGCUGGGCCGUCUGGUUUAGCAGUUUCGGCUUGUCUCGCUCGUCAAGGAGUACCCUGUUUGGUUCUCGAGAAAAAUGACUGUAUAGCUUCACUUUGGCAACAAAGAACUUACGAUCGUCUCAAACUUCAUCUUCCCAAACAGUUUUGUCAGCUUCCUUUUAUGGAUUUCCCUGAAGAUUAUCCAAAGUACCCAACUAAAGACCAGUUCAUCUCUUACAUGGAGUCUUACGCUUCACACUUCGCAAUAAAACCCCGCUUCAACCAAGCCGUUCAGGCUGCCCUAUUCGAUUUGGGUUCGGGGCUUUGGCGGGUAAAGACCCAAGAAGCCGACUACAUUUCCCGGUGGGUGAUUGUGGCCACCGGAGAAAAUGCAGAGCCAGCUAUACCGGAGAUUGUGGGCCUGGACAAGUUUCAUGGGCCGGUUGUCCACACCAGUGGGUAUAAGUCCGGUUGUGAGUUUAGAAACCAGAAGGUCUUGGUCGUUGGUUGUGGUAAUUCCGGUAUGGAAGUUAGUUUGGACCUUUGUAGACACAAUGCAUUCCCUCAUAUGGUCGUUAGAAACACCGUCCAUGUUCUGCCUAGAGAAAUACUUGGCUUCUCGACUUUCGGAAUAGCAAUGGCACUACUCAAAUGGCUACCACUGAAAUUAGUCGACAAGAUCCUUCUCUUGGCUGCCAGUUUCACCCUUGGUAACACUGACCAAUUGGGUCUCCGGCGGCCCAAAACCGGCCCAAUUGAACUCAAGAACGCCACUGGUAAGACUCCGGUUUUAGAUGUCGGAGCCUUAUCCCAAAUAAGAUCCGGCAAAAUCAAGGUUACGGAAACUGUGAAGGAGAUUACGAGAAAUGGAGCUAGAUUUUUGGAUGGACAAGAGAAAGAGUUUGAUUCUAUAAUAUUGGCAACUGGGUACAAAAGUAACGUUCCUACUUGGCUCAAGAGUUGUGAUUUUUUCACAAAAGAUGGAAUGCCGAGAACGCCGUUUCCUAACGGGUGGAAGGGAGAGAAUGGGCUUUACACAGUUGGGUUCACAAGAAGAGGCCUUUUGGGAACGGCUUCUGAUGCCGUUAAAAUAGCCCAAGACAUUUCUGACCAGUGGAGGACUAUAAAUAAAGAAACCAAGACUUGUUCUUGUAAUUCCUCACAUAUUAUCCUACUUCAAAAAUCAUAGCUCAUUCCCUAAAUUCAAAUUGUAGAAAAAGAAAAAAAAAACUAACAAAAAAGAAGCCAAAAAAAAAAAGUGAGAAAAUAUAUAUUAUGUUUUAGCUAGAAUUGUACUUCAGUUUUUUAUUUUAUUUAUUUUAGUGGAUUUCUUGUAAAUAUUCUAUAUAUAACAAUUUUGGAUGUUGAUUUUCUCUUCG
Molecule: messenger RNA, 1744 nt
Organism: Humulus lupulus (European hop)
Lineage: Eukaryota; Viridiplantae; Streptophyta; Magnoliopsida; Rosales; Cannabaceae
Product: probable indole-3-pyruvate monooxygenase YUCCA4
Exons: 4
Coding region: 325-1554 (409 amino acids)
Biological process (GO): auxin biosynthetic process
Cellular component (GO): endoplasmic reticulum membrane
Molecular function (GO): monooxygenase activity; flavin adenine dinucleotide binding
Source: RefSeq, a predicted model, not a curated record